UCAGCCAAUUAUUUAAUUUCACUGGUUUAUUCAAUUAUCUAUAUAAAUUUGAUCUUAAAAUUAACACCCGCUAAAAAGUAAAACAUAUUUGGAAUAAUGGUAAGAGUCUCUCUUAGUAUAACCAUUCUUCAAUAAAAGUAUCAGUGAAGACCGCAAGUUAGACGCGUGACGUCAUCAGAGCGACGGGAUGAGGGUGCCUGAGAAGGCGCUGUGCCUGGCGCUGCUGUGCCUCACGGCCGCAACGGCGCAGUCGCCUGCUGCUGAUUGGGCGUGCGCGACAACGUUUGGGAACAGUGCCGGCACCAGUCAUAGGUGCCCGGGCUCGUGCACGACAUGGCGGAACCAGUCCUACUCCGAGGCAUACGGCGGGGGAUCAGACGUUACAGGCACUUUAAUUUAUGACGGGAGCUCCCCGGUGUGUCUGGCCGCCCUCCACGCCGGCGUCUUGCGGGCCGGGGAGGACAAGGAGGUCUCCUUCACAUCUGCGACGGCCACCGACAGCUUCGUGGGCACAAUCCGUAAUCGCGUUGUGUCGAAAUACAAGAAUAUACAACCAAAUCAACAAUCGUUCAGUUUCAGUGAAAUAUCCUUCCCAACGAUCACAGAAACAAAGCUAACAGGCACAGCCGUCAUCAUGGUACACAACAACAACCAUCAGUCAUGCCCGUACAUUUACCGAUCAUACAACAAACCAAAAGUAAGCUACUGCGAUCAGACGUCGGUAUCCUUAACCGUGGCUUGCAUUCCGGCCUCGAGUGGCACGCAGUUGCCGUUUCCGUAUUUCACUCGCUGGGACUACAAGAGCUUCACGGCAAGUCCCAUAACCGUGGAGAUCACGACAAGCUCUGACUACCUGACCGCAACCAGCAAUGCUAUUUUCAACUCUCGAGUGCUGAGGUGCCUCAGCGACCAGCCUGAGAGCGACGUCACCAGCAUAUUUGGCAGAGUGGGAGCUACCUACACGCCCCCGCUAUCAACGGUGACGAAGAGUGUGGGUGAAGACAUAACCUUUGUGUCCGUGCCUCGAGGAGUGACAAUAAACCGACUCCCUACGGUUAACGGUGCAAUAACGUCGUCCUUAGGGCACCUGACGAUUGAAGACGCGGGCCUCUACAGUUUUACUGGCGGGAAAGACAGCACUGACCAGUCUUAUGUGCGACUCAUCGUGAGAAGUUGCCCGAAGCAUCGCUUUGGCAUGGACUGUGCCCAGUGGUGCCCGGACUGCCUCAACUCUGGGGAAUGUCAUCCCCGCUCUGGGGAAUGCGUGUGCGCUCCCGGCACAUAUGGGGACCGCUGCCAAUACUACUGCCCUAGAGACCGAUAUGGUGAAGGUUGCAGGAGGGACUGCUCUGCACAGCACCUGCGCUGGUCAUCCACGCCGUCUUGCGCUGGGCUCACCUUCUGCAUCCACGACCCGAAGGGCUGCUCCUGCUUGCCUGGAUACCUGGCGCCCAACUGCGACUCUGAGUGUCCCCCUGGGCGCUACGGCCCCGACUGCGCGCUGUCCUGCCGCUACUGCAAGGACGGCGUCUGCGAUGCCGGCGACGGCAGAUGCACGCACGGCUGCCUGGUCCCUGCGCUCUGCGAUGCAAGUAGCCGCCCUCUGAACUUGCCGCGGUUCAGGGCCCCAGCCGAGCUCAGCUGCAGCAACACCGCCUGCGCCGUGGCGCUGCGGGCCUGGUCGCCCCGCGACGACGAAGGGACGCUGGAGCCUGGCAACUAUGUUACGGGGUAUCGCCUGCAGGUCAAGAGUUUAAGCAGUUCAGAUGCCGAGUGGAAAACUCCUGAAAUGUCUACUCACUCUACAGAGUUUAAGUUCAACUUCGUCCCCGGCUGGUGGUACGCCGUGAGGGUUUUGGUCGACACCUCGAGAGGCUCGGCAGACACCGACUACAACCUCGACAUCCGGCAAACUGAGGUGCAGAUUGCCUGCCUUACUGAAGCAACCUACGGAAAACUUAACCUUUUCGAGGAGGAGGUAACAAUGAACCGCAUCGUUGUUGGUGGGGUAAAUUCGGCCGCAUGCGAUGAACUUUCGAUUAAUUUCUCCGUCAAAGAAGCCUCAACACAGGCGACUGUCAGGCAGCAGGGCAGGCAUGGACACCAGCUUUGGGCUGACGACCUCACGCCCAACACCACCUACGUCUUCUCUGUGAACUCCGCCUCACUGAGCGUCACGACUCUGCCUCGCGCCUUACCCAAACCUUACAAAGACUUCCCAGGAAACACGUCAGGGGGCGCUAUCGUGAUCUCACUAAGAGACAGAACCAACGUCUUUGAAAGGACAAGGAGAGUAGGCUGCAGCGACAAAGAACACGAAAAUGUUCGACAGUCUCUAAGUCUGUACGAGCCCCGCGUGCUGCUGACGCAGCUGGAGGCGUACACGGAGUACGAGGUUUGCGUGCUCGCCUUCAACAGAGGCGGGAGCAGUGAGACGUGCGGGGCGAUGCUCACCCUGCCUAACAGCGCUCCGACCUUGCCAGUUACUCAACUGAAAUGCCUGUCUGACGGAUGUUCCGUUCACGUCGGUGACGGCUGUUCACAAUACAACGGACCCAACCUGACACUCGUGUGGACGUUUUCUGGAGCCCCGGCCUGCAACGCUUCUGCCCGACAUUCGCUGCGUUUUGAAAAUAAAUUAUCUUACUUUGGUACUUUCAACUCCAGAAACCUAAAUCUUCUGCCCGGUAUAACUUAUAACUUGAGCGUGUUUGUCAAGAACGACUAUGGGGAGGGUCAGCCAGUGCACGCCACAUACGCCAGCCCGAAUGAAAAAGUUCCCGGGCCGGUGGAAGAGUUGACCUCAACUGCAACGCCCACUUCCGUCAGCCUGCGCUGGAGAAGACCUUGUCCCCCCAAGGCCCCCAUCCUCGGUUACCGCGUCACUGUCGGGCGUAACUAUCAGUUCUACUCUGAGUCGGAGUGUCCCGGUAACGCAGCUUACUUCUGCCUCACCUUCACAGCAUUGAAUCCUGAUCAGACGUACAAAUUUGAGGUAAAGAGCUGCUCAGACAGCUCAUAUUAUGCAGCUUGUUCUGCAGCGGAGCCGAUAAGCGUCAAGACACAAGAAACAGCUCCUGAACCACCAACGAUGACGCAAACGAGAAGGCCGAAGGGCUUGAACAUUUCGUUUACGUCGUCUGGGGCGAAUACAAAACAAUGUUUUAUCGAAACUUUUCACGGCGGCAACCUCAUAUCUAACAAUACUUACGACAUCAUCGGCAACGGGCAGCAGAUCAACACAUCGUUCUGUGUACGACUUCUCGUCGUGGUGCUGCAACCACGUCGGCUGUUCACUGCGAACCAACGCCUCAGAAGCAACCGAGUUCGAGGCUCCGGUGGUGAACCGUCAUGA
This is a messenger RNA of Hyalella azteca, 3355 nucleotides long. RefSeq lists its product as uncharacterized. Bases 188 to 3355 code for a protein of 1055 amino acids. The record is from RefSeq and is a predicted model, not a curated record. The transcript is spliced from 21 exons. NCBI's taxonomy places the organism in Eukaryota, Metazoa, Arthropoda, Malacostraca, Amphipoda, Hyalellidae. Gene Ontology annotation, molecular function: protein binding.